Menidia menidia (Atlantic silverside) is the source of this 3413-nucleotide messenger RNA. Lineage: Eukaryota; Metazoa; Chordata; Actinopteri; Atheriniformes; Atherinopsidae. The record is from the annotation of a GenBank genome assembly.
GCAGCUGCGCACACUUGUUAGUGGCCACUGCGUUUAAAGGAUGAGCCACAGUCAAGUUGUCUCCUAUGAUAAACAGUUCCGCUAUUGACUUUCACAGUAAUGGCAUCACGCGUGUGUGAGCCGUCGCAGGGCCGUGUGGCACUCCCCUUUUAUUCCCUCUGUUGUUUCGGGCUGUACUGCGACACGCGUUACGCUUCCUAUCCUCGCCUCCCCGUCUCCCAGUGAGCCGACCGCUCUCCCCCAAAUGGAGGCUUGUGUGUGAAAAAAUAUCAUGUUGAUGCGAAGAAACGGGGUCAGCGGCGGAAAAAGGAGGACGCAUCCCCGAUCCCGAGGCUUGACUCUCCUCUCCCGGCGGUUCCCAUGUCUCCGCUCAGGGCUGCUCUAAACCAAAAAGUCCGUCAUCCGACAAUGGGUCGUGGGCGAUCAUCCUGCAGCUGCUCGGGGAGCCGAGGAUAGGGGGCCAACACACCGAACAGAGUCCCCCACAGUGGCCUGUUCCCCCGGUUCUGCUUCUCCUCUCAGCCGGGGCGUUUUGGAGGCGAACCGUCCACCGUGCGUAAAUGUGCUCGAACGAGGUAGAAAAAGCAGAACUCAGGGAGGCUUUUUAAAACGCCGAACCGGAGCGUUUUCGGUCUGCCAUCGGAGUGAAUCGAUUUCUUUGUGGUUCCGCGAGGCGGAUGGAGUGAAUUGUGCAAAAAGGGGGGGAGUCAAACUGCAGUUUGGUUGCGUGUGAUGAUAGGAGACACAAUGACGCUCUUGUCUCUUCUGGGUCGGAUCAUGCGUUAUUUUCUCCUCAGGCCUGAGACAUUGUUUCUGUUGUGCAUAAGCCUGGCGCUGUGGAGCUACUUCUUCCAUACCGACGAGGUGAAAACCAUCGUCAAGUCCAGCCGGGAUGCCGUGAAGAUGGUGAAGGGAAAAGUGGCCGAGAUGAUGCAGAACGAGCGUCUGGGAGGCCUCAGUAUCCUGGAUGCAGAGUUCUCCAAGACGUGGGACUUCAAGAACAACAACGUGGCCGUGUACUCGAUACAGGGGAGGAGAGACCACAUGGAGGACCGAUUCGAGGUGCUGACCGACAUCACCAACAAGAGCCACCCGUCGAUAUUCGGGAUAUUUGAUGGGCACGGCGGAGAGGCUGCAGCUGACUAUGUGAAGGCCCACCUGCCGGAGUCCCUGAAGCAGCAGCUGCAGGCCUCUGAGAGAGAGAAGAGGGAAAACACUGUCAACUACGCCAGCAUCCUCGAACAACGCAUCCUGACUGUGGAUCGCGAGAUGGUGGACAAGCUCUCCGCCAACCAUGAUGAAGCAGGAACAACGUGCCUGAUGGCGCUGCUGUCCGAUAGAGAGCUCACAGUGGCCAAUGUUGGAGACUCACGAGGUGUGUUGUGCGACAAAGAUGGGAAUGCCGUUGCGCUGUCACAUGACCACAAACCCUAUCAGCUUAAAGAACGCAAGAGGAUCAAAAGGGCAGGUGGUUUUAUUAGUUUUAAUGGGUCCUGGAGAGUCCAGGGGAUCCUAGCUAUGUCACGGUCCCUGGGGGACUACCCGCUCAAAAACCUCAACGUGGUCAUCCCCGAUCCUGACAUAAUGACCUUUGACCUGGACAAACUACAGCCAGAGUUCAUGAUCUUGGCGUCUGACGGCCUGUGGGAUGCCUUCAGCAAUGAGGAGGCGGUGAGGUUUGUCCGCGAGCGUCUGGACGAGCCCCACUUCGGAGCCAAGAGCAUCGUCCUGCAGUCGUUUUACCGCGGCUGCCCCGACAACAUCACCGUCAUGGUGGUGAAGUUUAAAAGUGGAGCGAGGGGCAGCAGCAAGGGGGGUGACUAAGUCGGGGUCGCCUUUAAAAGCUUGUGAUUCGAUCGGUAUGAUUUAUUUUUCAAUAUCUUCCGAUUACAGGAGAACGGGGGGGGAAACUGAAGGAUUUGACAAGUACACACAUACAGACACGCGCACUCACACUUAAAAUAAAGUUUUAUUUUCUCACACCAAUAAGAAAAGGGCAUUUAAUCACAGAUACCAUGACUAUCUUCUAUAAAAUGAUGAACUCCUGAGAAAAAUGAAGUAGAGUACUAGGACUAAAAACACAGGGGUUUGUCUGGACCAGCACACAUUAGAAUGUGAUUGUUUACUACACACGCACAUGAAUGGUAAGGCUCCACUGGAGGCUUUUUUUUCAGAGGAGGCUUAAAGUUGUGCCUACUUAAGAAUGACUGUAUAACUAAAGGAAGGUGCUGAACAUGCAACUGCUAAAACACCUCCCAGCUUCUGGCAUUUCCGUGAUUCUCUUAAGUGUCGUUUGUGUCUAUUCGGUUUUCAGUGAACUUGAAUUAUUUUGUCAAGUUGGAAAAAAAAAACACUCCAGUGGAUCCAUACCUUAGAUCAUCUUUGAUGCCACCUCCAAAUUGAACUUCUGAGCGUGAAACACUGAACAGCUGCAUAUUUAAGUGGUGCGUGAUAAUUGUGUGAAGUUUGAGCCUUAGCUCAUCAUCGACUCAUGCUGGGUGACAACCUAAAAGUGGGUGAAAACCUAAGUCAUCUACAGCAAGACGGGAGUUUCCUUUGAAGACUGAUUUUAAAGUUUGCAGACAUGUGAUACUCAUAAGAGAAAUUAAGGGUUAACCAACACCACGUACACAAGUGGCAUUGAAAAUGCAAUGUUCAGAGGUACAUGAUUUUGAAAGUUAAUUCUUACAUAUCAGCCAACGCUAACACUGUCUGUCCCCUGAAAUGCAGGAGGGUUUUAAUGUAUGUAAAACCUAAUUCAGAACCAUUCACCUCAUGUUAUGGAACCAAUGUGAACCGUUUCCUUAAAUGGUUUUGUUUGCACCAUCUGCAGCAGGGCAUGUGCUUUGGCUUAUCCAUGUUCACGAUCGGGAAACUUGCAGUGUUUGUCACUGGAUUCUGGUGUCUGCCUGUUGACCUGCAAAGCACAGAAGUCUUGAUGUGCUUGAAGUGACUCAAAGAUGACUCAUCAUGAGCUUUACAGCUGCAGGCAGAAUGCUAGUAAUUAGAAAUAUGAUAUGCUCUUGAAGCAAUUCAACUGGCAUGGUCAACUUAUCAACGACUGUUCCAGUAAGCCGUACUUGAUUUACUACUGUUUUUAGUUCAACUGUUACCACUGUGUACCAUCACCUUUCGUCUGCUGUAAUGGUGGAUGAGAUAUAUUUUUUAUUUAACAUCAUACCUAAUGCCUUAUUUAUUGUUUUUGGAUGUCUGGCAGAUUGCCGAAUCAGCAUAUUGUAUGUUUAUUUUAUGUCCUUCUGUACAUCAGCAGAAGUUUAUAAUAAAAAAAAACGAAACAAAACAUCAUCUUACUGUGAGAAGCCGUCCAUGAUCAACCUGUGGUUGGAUGUUCACCAUGAAAAGUAUGCUCUAUGUAAUCUAUCAGUAUUAAACAAACUCUUUCAAGUGAAAUA